UCUGGGAGCUCCUUCAGCUUGCACUUGCGGCAUUUAAAAAUUGUAAAAGACUCACUAUAUUUUAUUAAAUAUACAUUUUAACCAUGGAUAGUAUAAUUGGGCGCAGCCAGUUUGUGUCAGAAACUGCGAAUCUUUUUACAGAUGAAAAAACGGCAACAGCGCGUGCGAAGGUUGUGGAAUGGUGCAAUGAAUUCGUGACAGCAAAUGCUACGUUGAAAUGUGAACUGCUGGUUAAAGUGCAGGAAAUAGUGCUUAGUUCGUGUGUAGAGCUGGCAGAGGAGUUCUUGGAGCCGGUGCUCUCACUGGCACACGAUCAAAACCAAGAGGUGCGAAAGCAAGUGGUCUCUUUUAUUGAACAGAUAUGUAAGGUUAAAGUGGAGCUUCUACCCUAUGUAAUUAAUGUGAUAUCUAUGAUGCUGCGAGACAGUUCAGCUCAAGUCAUUAAACGUGUUAUCCAGGCUUGUGGCAGCAUCUAUAAAAACGGACUGCAAUAUCUAUGCAGCUUGACUGAUCCUAGCGACAGCGCUGAGCAAGCAUGGAAUGUCUUAAGUUUGAUAAAGGCACAAAUUCUGGACAUGAUUGACAAUGAAAACGAUGGCAUACGCACGAAUGCCAUCAAAUUUCUAGAGGGCGUCAUCAUACUUCAAAGUUAUGCGGAUGAGGACAGCAUGAAGCGAGAGGGCGACUUCUCACUGGCCGAUGUGCCGGAACAUUGCAAACUUAUCCGGCGUCAAAAGUUGCAAGACGAAGGCACCAACAUCUUUGACAUUAUGCUGCAGUUCCAUGGAACUACGCACAUCUCGUCGGUGAAUCUGAUUGCCUGUACGAGUAGUCUAUGUACGGUGGCCAAAAUGCGGCCCAUUUUUAUGGGCUCUGUUGUUGAGGCCUUUCGACAGCUCAACAACAAUUUGCCGCCCACACUGACAGACUCUCAAGUUAGUUCUGUAAGAAAGAGUUUGCGUCUUCAGCUCCAAAUGCUUCUCAAGUUGCGCGGCUCAUUCGAGUUUGCUGGAACAAUACGUAAUAUAUUAAUGGAUUUGGGAGCUAGUGCGAGCGAGAUACAAAAAUUGCUGCCCAAAAUGGAUAAGCAAGAGAUGGCGCGCAGGCAGAAACGAAUACUAGAAAAUGCAGCACAGAGUUUGGCUAAAAAAGCGCGUCUGGUCGAGCAGGAGCGACAUCCGCAACAGCCACAAGAAAUGGAACUUGAUGAGGAAGAGCUAGAGAGGCAGCGUCAGAAGAGUACGCGUGUGAACGAAAAAUUCCUGGCAGAGCACUUGCGCUCCACGGAAACAGUGGUGAAUUUGGUUAUUGAGUUUUUACCCUCUCUGCCGGAUGCGGCAACUCCGAAAUUCUUGGCAGAGUACACGCCCAUCAAGCAGCUGUCAUUGCCGCAGCAAGUGAGCAACAUUUCCCAUCUGUUUGGGCAGCAGCUGACGGAGAUGCGCAUGGGACCCGGCUCGGCUGCAUUCAGCAAAGAGCCGCCCAUGAAGCCAAAGAGUCAGUCUAGUAUUGCCAUUGCCGAUCCAGAGCCUCUGGCCAUGGAUGUGGAUGAUGCACAAGGAAAGCUUAGUGAACAGGAGCUGCAGCGCAAAGAAGAAGCGACGAAGAAACUACGCGAGACCAUGGAACGUUCCAAGGGCGAACAGACGGUCAUUGAGCGAAUGAAAGAGCGCGCCAAGACGCUCAAGUUGCAGGAGAUCACCAAACCCCUUCCACGCAAUACUAAAGAGAAGUUUCUCUUAGAUGCCAUCAUAAGGAUCCUCAACUCAGAGCGGCAGUGCAUCAUGGGCGGCGUGGCGGCCAAGCGACGUAAAUUAGUGACUGUUAUUGCGGCCACAUUUCCCGACAAUGUGCGCUAUAGCAUCAUGGAAUUCAUACUAGCUGAUAUCAAGCAGCGCAUAGAUCUGGCCUUCUCUUGGCUUUUUGAGGAAUACUCGCUGCUGCAAGGCUUUACGCGUCAUACGUAUGUGAAGACAGAGAAUCGUCCAGAUCAUGCCUACAACGAAUUAUUGAAUAAGCUAAUUAGUGGCAUCAAUGAGCGUUGCGAGUAUAAGGACAGAAUCAUUUUGCUACGCCGCCUCUUUCUAGAGGCUCCCAUACUGCCCGAGGAGGCGAUUGUGCAGCUGGUUAAGUUAUGCCUGGUCGAAGAAUUCAUGCAUCACGGCUUGGAGAUAGUCAAGGAUCUUGCCGUGCUAAGACCUCCGCGUAAAAAUCGUUUCGUACGCGUGCUCCUCAACUAUGCCGUUCAUGAGCGCGCCGAUCUACGGGAGCGUGCUUUGGGCCACUUGAUUACCAUUUAUCAUGUGCACAAGAUUGUUCCAGCGCGCAUCGAUGAGUUCGCUUUGGAGUGGCUACAAUUUGUGGUUGCUGAAACACCACCGAAUGCCAUAUUUUCGGCAGAUUACGGCAGACCGACGCCGGAGGUGGCUUGGAAAGAAGAUACUGCCAAGGUGUGCCUGCUCCUGGCUCUCGCGCUGCUGCCCUACAAUCCGGAAGUUUAUCUGGAGAAGAUUUGUCAAGUGUUUAUGGAGACAUCUGCAGAGCUAAAGCGGACCAUACUACGCAGCUUGGAUGCCCCUAUCAAGAAGCUGGGCGUCGAGUCUCCGGCGCUGCUCAAGCUGCUGGAGGACUGUCCGAAGGGCUUGGAAACGCUGGUGAUACGCAUUAUUUACAUCUUGACCGAACGCGUGCCCACGCCACAUCCCGAGCUGGUCCAGCGCGUUCGUGAUCUCUACCAAAACAAAGUCAAGGACGUGCGUGUGCUAAUACCCAUUUUGAGUGGCUUAUCGCGCUCUGAGCUAAUCGCUGUGUUGCCCAAGCUAAUAAAGCUCAAUCAGGCUGUUGUCAAAGAAGUCUUUAAUCGUUUGCUUGGUAUUGGUGCCGAGUUUGCUCACCAACAGAUGGCGAUAUCACCCACAGAAUUGCUAGUAGCUCUCCACACAAUCGACACUAAUGUGUGGGAUCUAAAGUCAAUAGUGAAGGCCACUUCACUGUGCCUAGCCGAGCGCGAGGUGUACACACAAGAAGUGCUGAUGGCAGUGCUGCAGCAACUGGUAGAGAUGAUGCCUGUGCCUACGCUCAUGAUGCGCACCACUAUACAGAGCCUGACGCUGUGGCCGCGUCUCUCAAACUUUGUACUGAAUUUGUUGCAGCGCCUAAUACUGAAGCAAGUGUGGCGCCAAAAGGUCAUCUGGGAGGGCUUUCUUAAGACUGUGCAGCGCCUCAAGCCGCAGUCUCUACCCGUACUGCUUCAGCUCCCGCCACCACAAUUGGCAGACGCACUGCAGCAGUGCCCGGACCUCAGACCUCAAUUGCUUGAAUACGCGGAGAGCAUUCAGGACGAGCCAAUGAGCGGCAUCACUCAGCAGAUACUGGAUAUUAUUAGCGGCAAAUCGGUUGAUGUUUUUGUGACGGACGAAAGUGGUGGCUACAUAAAUCCAGACAACAUCAAGAAGGAGUUGGUAGAUUCCUCAGAAAUGAACAUUAUUUCUACUGUUCCCGUUUUGACUUCAGUGCCAGUUGCUGCACCACAGCCCGUACCCGCACCCGCACCACAGCCAGUGCCGGCGCCCGUUCUAGGGGAUUUAAAUCAGCCGUUGCCACCUGGCGAGGAUUAGUCAUAGUUUAGUUCUAGUUUAUUCUGUUUUGUUUAAUAUAUACAUUCGGUGUUUUAGUAAACC
Drosophila navojoa is the source of this 3680-nucleotide messenger RNA. RefSeq names its product symplekin scaffold protein (gene Sym). Lineage: Eukaryota; Metazoa; Arthropoda; Insecta; Diptera; Drosophilidae. Gene Ontology annotation, cellular component: mRNA cleavage and polyadenylation specificity factor complex. The record is from RefSeq and is a predicted model, not a curated record.